Phragmites australis (common reed) is the source of this 1601-nucleotide messenger RNA. Its product is annotated as heat stress transcription factor A-4b-like. NCBI's taxonomy places the organism in Eukaryota, Viridiplantae, Streptophyta, Magnoliopsida, Poales, Poaceae. The record is from RefSeq and is a predicted model, not a curated record. The transcript has 2 exons. Gene Ontology annotation, biological process: regulation of transcription by RNA polymerase II. Bases 134 to 1447 code for a protein of 437 amino acids. Gene Ontology annotation, molecular function: DNA-binding transcription factor activity; RNA polymerase II cis-regulatory region sequence-specific DNA binding. Gene Ontology annotation, cellular component: nucleus.
GAGUUAGUACCAAAAGCUAUGCCAAACCGACCCUUCUAGUAAAUUUUCCCCCGACCUCCGACCAACCGGCCCGGAUCACCGGGCAUGCGCCGCGCCGCCGCCGCCGCCGCUUGAGGAGCAGCUCCUUGUGGGGAUGGAGGGGGGCGGCGGGGGCGCGUCUUCUUUGCCACCGUUCCUGAGCAAGACGUACGAGAUGGUGGACGAUCCGGCGACGGACGCGGUGGUACUGUGGACGCCGCCGGGCACCAGCUUCGUCGUCGCCAACCAGGACGAGUUCUGCAGGGAUCUGCUCCCCAAGUACUUCAAGCACAAUAACUUCUCCAGCUUCGUGCGACAGCUCAACACCUACGGCUUUAGGAAAAUUGAUCCCGAACAAUGGGAGUUUGCAAAUGAGGAUUUUGUUAGGGGACAACGGCACCGGCUGAAAAAUAUACAUAGGCGCAAGCCUAUAUUCAGCCAUUCAUCUCACACUCUGGGUGCCGGACCCGGGCCAUUAGCAGAUAAUGAAAGGAGGGAAUAUGAGGAUGAAAUUGAGAAGCUUAAAUGCGACAAUGCAGCUCUGACCUUAGAGCUUGAAAAGAAUGCACAAAAGAAACUUGAUACUGAGAGACGAAUGCAGGAGUUGGAAGGUAAGUUGAUACUUUUGGAGGAUCGGCAGAAGAAUCUGAUAGCUUAUGUCAGAGAUAUUGUAAAGGCACCAGGAUUUGUAUCUAGCUCUGUACAGCAACCCGAUCAUCACGGAAAGAAGAGGAGACUGCCGAUACCUAUUUCUUUCCAUCAAGAUGCAGAUGCUCAGGGGAAUCAGAUUACGCAUGGGGACUUAACAAACUCUCCAGUUUGCCGAGAAUCAUUUGACAAAAUGGAAUCUUCCUUGAACUCAUUUGAGAAUUUCUUUCGAGAAGCGUGUGAAGCAUUUGAUAUUUCAUAUGAUGAUGGUAUCCCUGGCCCUUCUUCAGCUGUUGUUAUCACAGAGCUCCAUUCGUCUGGGGAAAGUGAUCAUCGUGUGCCAUUGCCUCCUUCAAGGAUGCGUACCUCUUCAGCUGGUGCAGGAGAUUCACGCUCUUCUCAUGAUGUAACAGAGUCAACUAGCUGCGCAGAAAGUCCUCCCCUUCCUCAAAUGCAGUCCUGUACAGAUUCGCGAGCUAAGGUGUCUGAGAUAGAUGUUAAUUUAGAGCCUGCUAUUACAGAAACUGCUCCAUCAAGAGAUCAACCUGCCGAGGACCCCCCUCCUGCAGCAGCCGGGGUAAACGAUGGGUUUUGGCAGCAAUUUCUUACUGAGCAGCCUGGGUCCGAUGCACAUCAGGAGGCCGAAUCAGAACGGCGAGAUGGAGACAACAAAACUGAUCAGAUGAGAAUAGGAAACCGGGGAAAAAAUUGGUGGGGCAAAAAAAGUGUGGAGCCGAGGACAGAAAAGCUGGGGCAUCUCACCUCGGCGGAGAAAACCUAACUGCUUGUAUUUCUUAUAGCUGAGAAACAAUUAGCACAGAAACACAUAGGACCAUGGUACCUCUGAUAUCUACUUCGCAGUGUAUCAUAUCUUUACCUCACACGGUGACAUAUGUUGACUGACAUUUACUUUGUAGUGUAUCAUACUUUUUUCC